Molecule: messenger RNA, 2303 nt
Organism: Liolophura sinensis
Lineage: Eukaryota; Metazoa; Mollusca; Polyplacophora; Chitonida; Chitonidae
Product: cilia- and flagella-associated protein 100-like
Source: RefSeq, a predicted model, not a curated record
AAUGGAAGUCAGCUGUCAGAAUCACCGAAAAGACCAGUGUGCGCGUAAUAGUUGUACCUCGUUUCAUUUUCCUGCAGCAUUUGAAGAUUGGAAUCUAUCAGCACUAAACAACUGACAAUGGGUGACACUCCCAAAUCCCCCUUGUCUAUACAAGGUUCAGAUGGUUCAGGCAAGAAAUCAAGACAGGAGGUUGUUUCACGCCAAUCGGGGAGAGUGACUUUUCCAAAUUCAGCAAAAUCUGGAUCAAGCAGACAAUCUGUCAUUUCAGAUGAGUUAGUGCCUCCAGGAAAUCCUUUUAAGAUGCCUCAAGAAAGUGACAUUUUCAUGUUACGAGACAAGGAAAGACAACGGAAGAAACAGGAAAGAGUUCGUCAAAGACAGCUUAAAGUUCACGAAAAAACGACAUAUGCUUCGAAAAUUAAUUUUCGCACCGCUGGUAUGAUUCACCCAGCUGAUUCUGAGGAGGACGAAAAAGAAGAAGAUUCUGACAAAGCAGUGGCCGUAAAGGAUGAUCCGCAGUUUACCAUUGCUGUUACAAGAGAUCGUCAUGUGGAAAAGGAAUCAUUGGCUGAGUACAUCAACAAGAAAAGGGAAAUGUUUUUGGUUCAGUACUCCCUUGGUGUGAAGCGAGAUGAAAUGAGGAAACUGGAAGAAAUUGCACAAGCGGAAGAACGCAAACUGGAACUUGCAGAACAAUACCUGGAGGAAGAUGCUGCCAUGUUUGAUGAGUUUUUGAAGGAAAAUGACAAGAAUUCUGUUGAAGCUAUUAAAAUAGCGGAAGCGGAGACCAAAACAAAAUUAGAGAAGGUGGCAGAGAUAAAACGCAUCAAUGCCCAAAUGAUGGCCAUUAAAUCAGAAAUAUCCAAGUAUGAGGACACACUCAAGGAAUAUCAGAUGUACAAACGUUUCCUGGAAAGUUUGACUCCAGUGGAACUCCAGGAAGAGCGGGAGAAGGCAAGACAAAUCAGGCGUGAAGAGCGCAGAAAAGAGCGAGAAAAGAAUGCAAUCAACAGGAAACCCUCCAUUCCUGCUGAAGAUAAACCUGAAACACCUGCUGAUCUGAAGGUGAAGAGGAAAGUGCCAGGCAGGAUGAGCAUGAUGCACAGGGGAUCCAUCACUCCUAAGUCGAAUGCCAUGGAAGCUGUUGCAGCAGUUGCUGCAGUUACUCCAGUGCCAGAGCCAGUAGAAGAGACAGACAGUGAUGAUGAUUUAGACUUAUACUUCACAGACAGCCAACAGUUAUUAGACAUAUUUGCAGAGCUUGAGGAACAGAAUUUGUCUUUGAUACAAAACAGCCAGGAGACAGAAGAAGCCUUGGAGGAAAUGAAACAAACAAUUAAAUUUACAAAAGUGAAAAUGGAAAAAGAAACACAAAUAUUAAAGGAACAAAUCAAUAAGCUUAAUACAGCAAUAGUUCGGGAAGAGGAAAAAGCAGCAGAUUUGGAAAUGAAAUCAAGAAUGUUUAACUAUGGAGAAUUUAAAGCCCAAGACCAAGAAAUAAUGUUACAACAGCUGAAUAAAAAGGUAGAAGCCGUUUACAGAAGUUGCAUUGGUGACAAUGAAGCCAAUAUCAGCACUCUUCAAAUGUUGACAAACAUAGAAAACAGACUUGAGGAACUCUUUGAGCAGAUUGAAAUGAUGCCACAAGACAAAGUUGAGGCUGCUGAGAAGGCCAAAGAAAAGGAAAGGCGUUUGAAGUUCAGGGAAGAGAAGCUAGAGCAACAGCGCAUACACCAAGAAGAGAGAGUUAAGAGGGCUUUAGAAAGAGCCAAGGCAGAGCCAAAGAAAACGAUGGGCAAGCGACUUGUGUUCAGAUCAGAACCUCCUCAGGUGAAGAAGAAAGAGGACAGUGGGGCUGACCAGGCCAGCCGAGAGGAAGAGGAGCUUGCUUACUUCUUCCAGUGGUAGGCUUUAGAGGAACGCAACACGAUUGGAUUUAGGAUCAGUGGACAUCAUUUGAAGACACACUAAUGGAACUGAAUGGGCACCAGAUUUUUUCUUCUACCUCCUGAAGUGCCCUUUGUGAAUUUGCACAGACCAAAUAUUGAAAAGCGUUGUUAAUGAAUCGACCUAGCAAGCAUCAUUUGAUUUAUCAUCUACGGACAGCAUUUUAAGAUACACAAAUGGCACUGCAUGGACAAUUUUUUUUUUGUUCUACUACUUAAAGUGCCAUUUGCAAAUUUGUACAAACAAAAUAUUUAAAAUGUUGUUAAUGAUUUCACCUAGCACAAGAUACAUGAUUACUCAAUAUAUUAUUGCAAAUGUUGACUUUUUAAAAAUACAUAUAUAUAUAUGACAUCAAA